Molecule: messenger RNA, 1083 nt
Organism: Varanus komodoensis (Komodo dragon)
Lineage: Eukaryota; Metazoa; Chordata; Lepidosauria; Squamata; Varanidae
Product: oocyte zinc finger protein XlCOF6.1-like
Exons: 1
Coding region: 1-1020 (339 amino acids)
Biological process (GO): negative regulation of transcription by RNA polymerase II
Molecular function (GO): DNA-binding transcription repressor activity, RNA polymerase II-specific
Source: RefSeq, a predicted model, not a curated record
AUGGCGGGGAGAACCUACGCGUGUCUGGAAUGUGGCGCUCAGUUCGAGCAUCACUCCGCCUUCGUCAGCCACUGGAAGGCUCACACAGGAGAGGAGCCGUACGAGUGCCUUCAGUGCGGGAGAUGUUUUCCUCAGCCGGCGGCCCUGGUGAAGCAUUGCCGAGGCCACGUGGCGGACGAGCCCCAAGCAUGUCUGGAAUGCGGGCAGCGCUUCGCCCCCACGUCAUCCCUGCCGGCGCACAGGCAAAUCCACGCCCGCGAGGGCCCCCGCCAGUGCCUGCAGUGCGGGGGCCGCUUUGCCGACCACCCGGCCUUCGUGAGGCACCAGAGGGGCCACACGGGAAAGAAGGCCUACGGGUGCGUGCAGUGUGGGCAGCGCUUUGCCGACCGGUCCCACAUGGUGGCUCACCAAAGGCUCCACAGAGACACGCACCUCUGCAAGUGUGUGGAGUGCGGGGAGAGUUUUGACCAGCAUUCGGCCUUGGUCAGUCACUGGAUGAUCCACACAGGAGAGCAGCCUUAUGAGUGCCUCGCGUGUGGGAAGUGUUUCCCCCGGCCCUCGGCCCUCGUGAAGCACUGCCGGGUCCACACAUCCGAGAAGCCCUACCCGUGCUUGGAGUGCGGGAAGUUCUUUGCCCAGCAGUCGGGCCUCGUCAAGCACCAGCGGGUCCACACCGGGGAGAAGCCCUACCCCUGCUUGGGGUGUGGAAAGUGUUUUGCGGACAGCUCCUCUCUUGCCAGGCACAAAAGGGUUCACACGGGGGAAAAGCCCUUCGUGUGUUCGGAGUGUGGGAAGCGCUUUUCAGACAGGUCGAACGUUUUGGCUCACAGGAGGGUCCACACGGGAGAGAAGCCCUAUAAAUGCUUGGAGUGUGGAAAAUGCUUUUCUCAUCGGUCACAUGUGGUGAAGCAUCAGAAGUUCCACGUGAAAGAGAGAGACACUAAAUGCCCACAGAAACUGCAGGGAUUAGGCACAGAUAAAUUCGCCACUCUGAAGACAUUCAGCCAAGAAGUACCCUGAGAGGCAUUUUUUCCUCAUUAAAUGAAUAAAGAACCAUGGGCGAUGCCAAGCAAGACAACAGAG